This is a messenger RNA of Aspergillus caelatus, 2173 nucleotides long. RefSeq names its product dynein family protein. The coding region runs from base 322 to 1893 and encodes 523 amino acids. The record is from RefSeq and is a predicted model, not a curated record. The transcript has 6 exons. Gene Ontology annotation, biological process: microtubule-based movement; microtubule cytoskeleton organization. Gene Ontology annotation, molecular function: dynein heavy chain binding. Gene Ontology annotation, cellular component: centrosome; cytoplasmic dynein complex. NCBI's taxonomy places the organism in Eukaryota, Fungi, Ascomycota, Eurotiomycetes, Eurotiales, Aspergillaceae.
AAUUUCCCCCCUCUGCGGAACAACUCUUCCUCGCAACACCCUUGGAAAUUUCAACAUCUUCAUAGGCGGCUGCUAGCUAUAUUGAAGACAUUUUUUUCUUCUCGGGAACAGAUCUUGUCUACGGUUCUGUCUGAACGGCUAACAGAGUAUACCGACUACGGAUCCAUAUCCCCUGACACUGUUCCGACCGCUGUUCCAUUAUUUCACCGAUCUUGAGAAUUCGUGGUCCACGCGUUAAAGUCGUCGGAAUAUUGACAGGGCUGUCUCGCGACCGCUUGGGAUGGUCCGCGCCGGCUAAAUACAGUCGAAAUUGGACAGACAAUGUUCACUUCAAGUCACAAUCCCGGGCCCAAGCUCGGGUCGGGAAACAACAGUCGACCGUCGAGCAAGGAUGGCCCGAAGAAGAAUAUCUGGUCUUCUAUGUUAGAUAGCGUCGCCAACGGAAAGCGCUUACCGGAAAAGAAUCUUCUCAUCCUAGGAGGUACCCCCGAGAGCCAAAGAGAGUUUUUAGACACACUGUCUGCCGACACAUCAGACCCCAACCUGUCAAAUGACCGGCGGAAGGGAAGGGUACCCCCGGUUGCCAAUCAGUUCGCUUUGGGUUAUACCUACCAAGAUGUUCUAGAUGCUGACCAAGAAGAUACUUUGGCACGUGUCUCUGCCUAUCUACUCUCCGAACCCUCUCUAUCUUUUGCGCCCCUUCUCAAACCGCUUUUGACCGCCCAAUCUGUCCCGGAGACGCUGGUCGUGAUCCUGCUAGACUGGUCAGACCCUUGGACAUGGGUCCGGCGGCUAAGGGAAUGGGUCCGCCUUUUGCGACAUGUACUCAUUUCUCUAGAUGAUGAGACGAAAAUCGUGAUGGAAGAAACUAUGACAGAGUGGAGGGAUCGAAAGAGGGGCAUGGAUCCCAGUUCAACAGGGGCACAAGGGCUGACCAGCUCGGGUGGUCCGGUCACGAUACCUUUGGGGCCCGGCGAAUGGGACGAGGGGCUAGGAAUUCCUAUGUGUGUGGUCUGUCAGGGAGCUGAUAAGAUCGAGAAACUGGAGAAGGACCAUGGCUGGCACGAGGAGGAAUUCGAUUUCAUUCUCCAGUUCAUGAGAACGAUUCUUCUUAAACAUGGCGCAUCACUUAUCUAUACGACACCUUUUCUAGCCAACUCGCUUCAGAGCUUAUUACAUUCGUCGCUCGGUAUACACUCGCUCCUGAAGAGACAGUCCCUCAAACACAACGUGAUUGAUCGCGAUAAGAUCCUAGUACCUUCAAACUGGGACUCCUGGGGAAAGAUUCGAAUUAUUAGGGAGGGAUUUGAUAUGGAAGGAGUAUCAACAGCAUGGUCGAUUGAGAUUCAAGAUCCGCCAGAACCGCUCUCUGGUUCGCCAAUAGAUGAUGAUAAGCCUCAAGGCGAAAAUGCAGCCGGUCUGGAUGAUGGAACAAGCGCCGUGGCUAUCUUCGAACAAACGAUCAAAGACCCCAAACGAGACGCAUCCAUCACACAUCCUGGUAGUCAAUAUAGCAAAAACAAGGUUGAGGUCGACACAUCCGACAUGCAAAGCUUCCUGACAAAACAGUUGGAGGUCCUAGAACAGUUAAAAAUUGAAGACGAGAAGGAUCGCACAGCUAAACCAGUGCCCCAGCUUGAGAUGUCACCGCUAGAUGAUAAUGGCCGAGUGAAUGAGCACAUCGGGCCUGUCCAAUUCAAUAUGGGCGGCAUUCAGGUGGAUGCUGAUGAUAUGCUAAGGAAACUUAAGGAGAGAGAGGCCAAUCGAUCCCAGAGGAAGGAUACCCUUUCGGCACCCUCUGGAGAGAAAUCGCACAACCAAGCUCUGGCAAACUUCUUUGCAGGCUUGGUCAAGAAGCCUGGCGGAAGCCCUCGCGGGAGUCCGUCGGCAUAGUCUCGUGCUUUUCGGUUGAUGUUUUUUGGAUUGUACUUUUAUUUACCCUCGCGCACCGUACAUACUCCAGGCAUCGAGGAUAUCGGCUUAGCGACACUCAUUGUCAUUGUUUUUUGAUACCGGAAUGGCUUUAGGCUGGGUUAGGAGUCGGAGAGGCGGCGGCGGAUUACCCAUAAGACUAUUUUCCUUGAUCCCCUUUGAACUAUCUGUAUUUCAAUUGGAUGAUAUAUCCUCUACAGCUACAAAACAUUAAUGGGAAUUGCCCGAUUUACUGGAUGAA